Aspergillus campestris IBT 28561 is the source of this 967-nucleotide messenger RNA. Its product is annotated as DnaJ-domain-containing protein. The record is from RefSeq and is a predicted model, not a curated record. NCBI's taxonomy places the organism in Eukaryota, Fungi, Ascomycota, Eurotiomycetes, Eurotiales, Aspergillaceae. Gene Ontology annotation, biological process: protein histidyl modification to diphthamide. The transcript has a single exon. Gene Ontology annotation, molecular function: metal ion binding. The annotation marks the transcript as partial.
CUGAUUUUGACUCAACACCACAUUAUUACAGCUACAGUCUACAGUCUACAACCACACCAGUGACCUCAGGACACAGCGGGAGAGCACACCAACAUCUUUCUCUCUUCUCCUCCCUCGCCUUCCUCCUCCCUCCCUCUCGCCCACCUCUCUCGGCGCGAUCGCAAACUUGAACCGAACCGAUCGCGAUCGCGAAAAAGACGACAGACCCAACGCCAGUCCCUCAAAAAGAAAAAGAAAAAGAGAGAAGAAAGAAAAGAAAAUGACACAAACCCACACACACUACGAAAUCCUCAACAUCCCCUUCCCUACCUCCUCCUCGUCCAGCUCUACAACAUUAACAAAACAACAACUCAAAACGGCCUACCACAAAGCUCUUCUCCAGCAUCAUCCUGACAAAACCUCUUCCACCUCCUCUCCCUCAACACCAACCUCAACCACAAUAAACGCAACCACAAACUCCGAUAGGAAACACACAAUAGACGCCAUAACAACAGCCUACAAAACCCUCUCCGACCCACGCCAACGCGCCGAAUACGACACCCGGCUCCGCCUCGAGCGCAACACCCACAGCACCCAAACCAGCGGGCCCGACGCGCACUUCCACACAGGCCUAGAAGUCAUCGACCUAGAAGAUCUCCACUGCGAAGAAACAGACACAGAAACAGUAUGGUAUCGCGGCUGUCGGUGUGGAGAUGAGCGGGGGUUCCUGGUGACGGAGGAGGAUCUGGAGAGGGAGGUGGAGGGAGGAGAGGUUGUUGUUGGGUGUCGGGGUGUAGUCUUUAUUUGAGGGUUUUGUUUGCUGUGGAUGAUUGAUCUUUCUUAUCUUUUUUUGAGUGUGAGUUGGGUGUUUGGCUGGUUGGUUAUUUGGGUGAUAUGGUGUUGAGGCGACGCGGGCGUUGCUUCUACGUGGAUGGUGGGUGGAUUUGUAAAUAGAGGAUUUAGUAUAGACAUUGAAUUAAUAUUAGAC